Molecule: messenger RNA, 1450 nt
Organism: Lycium ferocissimum
Lineage: Eukaryota; Viridiplantae; Streptophyta; Magnoliopsida; Solanales; Solanaceae
Exons: 5
Coding region: 336-1154 (272 amino acids)
Source: RefSeq, a predicted model, not a curated record
CUACCCCUGAUUAAAUAAGUUUUGUAAUUUGCUCACUUAACACUUAAUAAGGACAAUUUUGAAUGAAUAUGGUUAAAUUAUUUCUAAUUUGAUAAGUAGACACUAUUUUUUAACCAAAAAAAAAGAAAAAGUUGACAAUCUUUUUUACGCGGAAGGAGUAUUUUUCAAGAAAACAUUUUGUGUCAUACAAAACUUAAUUGCUUGCACUUCAGUGGCGGGAAAAUGGAUCGUAAAAUGCUUGUAACGUGUUAACAUUCCCAGUAGUCACUAUAAAUAUCCCGGAUGUGCUCAAAACUUAUCAAAAUUCACACAAAACAAACAUACACGAGAUCAGAAUGGGGAAAAAAUCGAUAAGCUUAGAGAAUUAUCUCGAUUUCAUUGACAGCAACAAGAGACUCGAUUUAACUGCCGGUAAUCUCAAUGAGAUCAUCAGCAUUCACGGAUUCAAAAAACACAAGGGUCAAAAGAACGUUCUGGUUGACACGGUGAGAUCAAUGGAUUUAAUGGACCUGCGACGCUCCACAUUGCAAGAGGAGAUAUCAUCAGAAGCGUUCGUUUCUCUCAAUGAAGCAAUCAAAGACCUCACUCAUCUCAAUUGGCAAGAAUGCUGUGUCACUUCUCUGCAAACCAUUUGUUUCUCUAACGGUGUCAAGGACUCAGUUCACCGCAAGGAGAAGACUAACGCUUCAGCUUCAUCAGUGCUGAAUAUGCCGCCAAUGAAGAAGCAAAAGGCACCAAGCCAACAGUCAGCUGGUGUGACUAAUGAACAAGUCGACGUUACAGAAGCGAGUGUAAAUGACGAACAAGUUGCAUUUUGUGGUGUUAUGUGUGUGCAAAGUGCUAUGGGUGUUUCGAAAAGAGUCAUGGAGAAGGACUAUGUUCAAGAAGUCACAAAGAAGCAGCACUAUGAAAAGCUUAAUUGGGGAACAAAAUGGGUACCAAGCCAACAGUCAGCUGGUGUGACUAAUGAACAAGUUGACGUUACAGAGGAGAGUGUAAAUGAUGAACAAGUUGCAUUUUCUGGUGUUAUGUGUGUGCAAAGUGCUGUUCAAGAAGUCACAAAGAAGCAGUACUAUGAAGAACUUAAUUGGAAAACAAAAGCGACAAGAACAGGAAGGGCAAGCCAAGUUGUAAAAGUGGAACGUUUUACUUAAAGAUAGUUGGUUGAGAUUAGCAUUUCAAAUAAUUCUGUAACGUAAAUAAGAGAAAGUAAGGACAGGUUGUAGUGGCAUGAGAGAUAUCAUUUUUAUUUGUCAAGUAAUGCCUUAUUGAUGACAAUUAAAAAGUUUGUUGAAUAUCUCCUCGAGUUAUUUCUCUUGCAAUUUAUGAUGGGUCAAAUGUGCAUUUUGACAUAAUCUUUUUUGUAAUCAAUGGUAAAGUGUUGGCCACCGUAGUUUGUUUUGAUGAUGCAAGUAUGAUUAAUAUUACCUUAUCUUGUAAAACAAUGGAA